GCCGUCGGGCAGGCGUAGAGCGGAAGCCAUCGCCGCUACCCGUGUUGUGGUGCCUGGCGCACGGGAACAGGAUCGCGAAGAAGGAGCCCGAUGUCCUACCUGCCUGUGCUGCUGCGUGACUGUUGUGCUUGUGCUAACACAGCUGGUCUUGGCUUUAGCUUUGUUCUACCUGACCACCACAGGCGCAGCGACCAUGACUACGACCGCAACUACUGUGAAGAGUACCAGGACGAGGACCACUACUACGACGACGACCGCUACUACGAUGAGGAACAUUGCCAAGCCGACGACGCCGACACCGACGAUUACGACGACUGCUACCACGACGACAACUACUACGACGACUACUACGACGACCACUACCACGACAACUACUACUACGACAACCACCACCACGACCACGACGACUACUACGACGACUACUACGACGACCACUACCACCACAACUACUACUACGACAACUACCACCACCACCACGACGACUACUACGACGACCACUACCACGACAACUACUACUACGACAACUACAACCACCACCACGACGACUACUACGACGACCACUACCACGACAACUACUACUACGACAACUACGACCACCACCACGACGACUACUACAACAACGACAACCACUACCACGACGACGACCCCGUCUCCUAACAGGACAGCGAAGGCCUAU
This is a messenger RNA of Dermacentor andersoni, 676 nucleotides long. The record is from RefSeq and is a predicted model, not a curated record. Lineage: Eukaryota; Metazoa; Arthropoda; Arachnida; Ixodida; Ixodidae.